Messenger RNA from Trematomus bernacchii (emerald rockcod), 12317 nucleotides. It is a transcript of the gene dnah7, whose product is annotated as dynein, axonemal, heavy chain 7. Gene Ontology annotation, cellular component: dynein complex. The record is from RefSeq and is a predicted model, not a curated record. Gene Ontology annotation, biological process: microtubule-based movement. Gene Ontology annotation, molecular function: dynein intermediate chain binding; minus-end-directed microtubule motor activity; dynein light intermediate chain binding. NCBI's taxonomy places the organism in Eukaryota, Metazoa, Chordata, Actinopteri, Perciformes, Nototheniidae.
CAGACAUAUAUUUGCGUGUGUAACUGCCGGGGCCAAAAAGUUCACGCGAGUCUGCGCGUGUGUUCACCGUUGCUUGCUUAGCAACGGCCCUAGCAACAGCACAAGGUGUUUCGUUAGAGAGCUAGCGUUAGCUCAUGAUAACUUUGCACAGGUACCAAGAUGAGUUCAGCCAAAAAGAAGCCAGAUAUAGCUGAGGGUCUUGCGUUCCUACCACCAGCUCUACCUCAGCUCCACAGAAAACAGCCGUGGAUAGAUACAAAACCUUCAUUUUCGCCGUAUCCCCCACUCAAGCGGAAACGAGUUGGUCUGACUAAAGGAGUGCACAGUAGACCGGUUCAGAGUCAGGGCACAGGUCAGAACGAUCUUGAGAGCAGAACAGCAGAUCAGUUCAACAGAACCUCCAAGCACUGCAUCAGCACCCAUACAGAACUCAUUAAUGAGAAGGGCAAGAUUCUCCGGGAAACUCUGGUUAAAUUCAUAUGCUUGCAAGAAAAAGAGGACAGCCCCGCGCCAACAUUUGGCUCCUCCAAAUCCACAACAAAGACAAAUCGUGGAAAGGGAUAUGAUAACUACAUCCAGAAGGGGAUAGACCUGGAAGAUGUGUCUCCUCUGGAGGACUCUUGGCUGGAGAGCAUUCAGGGAAUGAUACCAUGCCACCUGCAGAGCCUGAGCACACCUUUUCAUCUGCUGGUCGACGAGAUCAGGGAGGAAUACCUGCUCAGCGUCAAGGAAGCAAUCGUGAAAUAUAUAUUUGGAGAUUCAGGGGACAGUGACGAAGACCAAGUGAAAGAUCUGCCCCCUCACAGGCUUGAACUGGAGGUUUUGGAAAAACCAUGGAACAAAGCCUUUGUCCUUGCACGAAAGAAGAUGGGGAAUAAGCUUCACUGCAUCAACCCCACUAUGCUGAAUGUGCUUUACAUUUGGCAUGCAUUUUACAAACAUUUCCGCCUGAUAGAUGUAGAGGAGUUCCACAGCAGAGAGGAGUCCAUGGAGCUCUCGGUGUUUCAGCAAAUUGUCAACAGACAAAUUGACAAUGCCAGAGAAGUCCUCCUCAAAAGCUGGGUUCCCGAAGUGCACAACAUUUACUACCAGGGGUGCAGGUCCCAGCUGGUGCCUGCCUCCAGCAACAUGCCCAAACUGCUGUCUUUCUUCAACUGUGCGGCUACACUGAUGACAAUGCAGCUGCAGAGCCUUGCAAUAGACUCCAUGAGGGACUAUACACGACUCAUUUCCCAAGACCCGAAGUCAGAGCGGGCCUAUGAGCACACGGGCUUUGUGCUGCAUCUGAUCCUGGAGGACGGAGACAUCAAGUUCGAGCCUGAACUCAAACAGUACGAGGAGGCCCUCCUUAACGUCUAUGAGCUCAUGCUCAGGCCUAUCAACAUGGUACCACGAGUGGAAACCAAACUCUACUUUGAGUGGCAAAGCUCCCAGUGUGGAAGCACUCUAAAGCCCAUCAUCCUGCCGGAGAUCCUGGUAGCGCAGCGGGAAGAGGUGCUCCGUGUUUUCCUGGCUGAGUGUGUCAAGCCCAAGGAGUAUGUCCAUGAGUAUGAUAAAUACUCCCCGCUGGUUUCCAGGCAGGCGGAGGAGGAUGUGGAGCAGUUCCUCAGUGAGCAGCACUCCUUCCAGGACAUCAUGGCAGAGGUGGUCCACUACCAGCAGCUUGCUGACCAGAUCCAGUACACAUCGUGCCAGGUGGUGCGCCUCGGCAUGUUUGAGGUUCAGUCCCAGAAGCUCAUCCACUCUCUCGUCAAGCGUGCUGAGGAGCUCCAGCAGAAAAUGGUCACUCGCAUGCUGCAGGACCAUCAGGAGAUCAACAAGAAGCUCUGUAAUGAAUUUGAGAAUAUGGCAGAGAAGGCACUGAGCACACCCAAUGACACGCAGGAGCUGAUGGAGCUUAAGGCCUAUAUGUAUAAAGUGCAGACUGCAGAGCUGCCUCUGUUAGAGCAAAGGUUGACAGACUCCAACACACAACUGUGUUUCCUCAUGGACUUUAUCACCCUCUCACCAUCGGACAUGGAGCUCAACACACAGACCAUCCAGUGGCUUCAGCGUAUGCCAUCCAUCAUUAGGGAACACCGGCAGAUCCUCGCUGAAAAGACAGCGCAAUAUCAGAGUGGCCUUGAGAUGUGCCGCCAGUGCUUUGUGGAAGAACUGGAGAGCUACAGCGCACAGGUGGAGGAGUUCGCCACCCUCAGUGAUCUGACGGAUCUCAACAAGUAUUUGAAGAAAUCCCAGGCCCUCAAUGCUAAACUAGAGUCAGCUCUGGAAAAGAUAAAUGAAUUCAACAUGGAGGAGGAUGCCUAUGGCUGGACUAUUUCCCAGUACCCACAGCGUAAGAAGAUCCACGACAAGCUCACACCCUUUCUACGCCUCUAUGAGACAGGCACUGAUUUCCUAAACCAGUAUGAUCAGUGGCUCCAUGGACCACUCUCGGGUGUGAACCCAGACAAGGUAGAAGGGGAUGUUGGUAACUACUGGCGCAUUCUGUACAAACUGGAGAAAGGCUUCAGUGAUGUUCCCAGUGCCCUGAGCAUAGCCACCAGUAUGAAGACCAAGGUGGAGGACUUCAAAGAAAACAUUCCUUUGGUGCAGGUGCUGUGUAACCCAGGCCUGCGUGAUCGCCACUGGAACGCCAUGGCAGAGGUGUCCGGAAUCUCGCUGCAGCCAGCUGACGAGGAGGCCUGCGUGGAUCAGUUCCUCUCCAUGCAGCUGGAACAGCACCUGGGCAGCUUUGAGGGCAUCAGCGAGGCAGCAGGCAAGGAGUACUCUCUGGAGAAGGCCAUGGAGAAAAUGGCCAUGGAGUGGGGCGACAUGGAGUUCAACCUACUGGCCUACAGAGAGACGGGCACCUCCAUCCUGUCAUCCGUGGACGAGGUGCAGAUGCUGUUGGACGAUCACAUCGUGAAGACACAAACCAUGAGGGGCUCGCCCUUCAUCAAGCCCUUCGAGGUGGAGAUACGGGAAUGGGAGGCCAAACUUCUGCUCCUCCAGGAGAUCAUGGACGACUGGUUGAAGGUGCAGUCCACCUGGCUCUACCUGGAGCCCAUCUUCAGCUCCCCUGACAUCAUGACUCAGAUGCCUGAGGAGGGACGCCGCUUCACAGCUGUGGACAAAACCUGGAGGGAAACCAUCAAACUGGUUUCCCUGGACAUGCAUGUCUUGGCAGUAAUCGCCAUCGACAACAUGCUAGAAAAGCUGAAAAAGUCCAACGAGCUUCUGGAUAUGAUCCUGAAAGGCCUCAACAGCUACCUGGAGAAGAAGCGUCUCUAUUUUCCACGGUUCUUCUUCCUGUCUAAUGAGGAGCUGCUAGAAAUCCUCUCAGAGACCAAAGACCCCACAAGAGUGCAGCCCCAUCUGAAGAAGUGCUUUGAAGGCAUUGCUAGCGUGGUGUUCACCAAAGCGCUGGACAUCACCCACAUGAAGAGCAGUGAGGGGGAAACGGUAGAGCUGCUGGAUGUCAUCUCCACCUCCAAAACCAGGGGCCAGGUGGAGAAGUGGCUCCUGGAACUGGAGAAUGGCAUGAUGGCCUCCCUGCACAAGGUAGUCGGGGAGGCUAUCGAGGCGUACCCCAAAGAUUUGAGGAUCAACUGGGUGCGUGCGUGGCCGGGCCAGACCGUGCUCUGCGUCUCACAGGUCUACUGGACCAAGGAUAUUAAUGAAGCCAUUCAUUCAGGACCAAAGGCCUUAGAUGCCUACCUGGAGCAGAACAACAAACAGAUUGACGACAUCGUCUCACUCGUACGCGGAAAGCUAUCCAAGCAGAACCGGGUGACCCUCGGAGCCCUCGUCGUGCUGGACGUGCACGGCCGGGAUGUGCUCGCUACACUUGUGCAAAAGGGAAUAAAAGACGAGAAUGACUUUGAGUGGCUUAGCCAACUGCGCUACUACUGGGUGGAGAACCAGCUUCAGACUAAGAUGAUCAAUGCCGGUUUGCCUUAUGGUUAUGAAUACCUGGGGAACACUCCACGCCUGGUCAUCACCCCCCUUACUGACCGCUGCUACCGCACUUUGUUUGGGGCCCUUAGUCUCCAUUUGGGAGGGGCCCCUGAGGGCCCGGCUGGCACAGGAAAAACAGAGACGACCAAAGAUUUGGCCAAAGCUGUGGCUAAGCAAUGUGUGGUCUUCAACUGCUCCGACGGACUGGACUACAUCGCUUUGGGAAAGUUCUUCAAGGGCCUUUUGUCCUGCGGAGCUUGGGCCUGCUUUGAUGAGUUUAACCGCAUCGACUUGGAGGUGCUGUCUGUGGUGGCUCAACAGAUUCUCACCAUUCAGAGAGGAAUUACUUCCCACGCUGAGAUACUGCAGUUUGAAGGGAGCGAGCUGAGGCUGAACCCCUCCUGCGCUGUGUUCAUCACCAUGAACCCCGGAUACGCUGGACGCUCUGAGCUACCGGACAAUCUCAAGGCUCUGUUCAGGACCGUGGCCAUGAUGGUACCAGACUACGCAAUGAUCGCAGAGAUCGUGCUGUACUCGUGUGGCUUUGUGACCGCGCGGCCCCUGUCGGUGAAAAUCGUGGCUACAUAUCGCCUCUGUUCGGAGCAGCUGUCCAUGCAGCAUCACUACGACUACGGGAUGAGGGCCGUCAAGUCUGUGCUCACUGCUGCUGGAAACCUCAAGCUCACUUAUCCCGAAGAGAAUGAAGACACCCUGCUGCUGAGAUCCAUUAUUGAUGUCAAUCUGCCCAAGUUCCUGUCCCAUGAUCUGAAGCUGUUUGAGGGUAUCACGUCUGACCUCUUCCCGGGGGUCCAGCUUCCAACACGAGACUACAAGAUUCUGAUAGAGGCCAUCGAGGAAAACUGCCAGCGCAUGAACCUGCAAGUCACAGAGUUCUUUGCUGAGAAAAUCCUACAGAUCUUUGAAAUGAUGAUAGUGAGGCACGGCUUCAUGGUGGUGGGCGAGCCCUUCGGAGGAAAGACCUGCGCCUAUCGUGUGCUGGCGGCAGCCCUUCACGAUGUCUAUGAAAAGGGUUUGAUGGAUGAGAACCAGGUGCAGAUCACUGUUAUUAAUCCCAAAUCCAUCACCAUGGGCCAGCUGUACGGCAACUUCGACCCCAUCUCUCACGAGUGGUCCGACGGCAUCCUCGCCAUCAGCUACAAAUCCUUUGCUUCCUCCCAGAGCCCCGACAGAAAAUGGCUUAUCUUUGACGGCCCGGUGGAUGCGGUGUGGAUCGAGAACAUGAACACGGUGCUCGACGACAACAAGAAGCUGUGUCUGAUGAGCGGCGAGAUCAUUCAGAUGUCACCGCAAAUGAGCCUCAUCUUUGAGCCCAUGGACCUGGAGGUGGCGUCGCCUGCCACGGUGUCUCGCUGUGGUAUGAUCUACAUGGAGCCUCAUAUGCUGGGCUGGCGGCCCCUUAUGCUGUCCUGGUUCAAUACCCUGCCCGCCACAGUCAAUGCAGCGCACAAAGAGCUCAUCACUGGCCUUUUCGACCGCAUACUGCCAGCCUGCCUUCUGCUCAUUCGAAAGGCCACCAAGGAGCUGUCCCCGACCUCUGACACCAAUCUAGUGAAGUCCCUGAUGAAUCUGAUGGACUGUAUGAUGGAUGAGUUCCAUGAUGAAGCAAAGAUGAAGAGCAUGCAUGAAAACGAUGUUUGCUCCUGGUUGGAGGGAAUCUUCGUGUUUUGCCUGGUGUGGUCAGUGGGUGCCAGCUGUGAUGAUCCAGGACGGGUCAAGUUUGACGCCGUGGUCAGGGAGGUACUGAGCGGCCCUUUGAGUGAGGAGACCUGCACUCUCCAUGGCAUCCUGGCCACCGUGGAGGCUCCAGCCAAACAGUUCACAGUGCCACUGCCCUCGGAGGACACAGUCUACCAGUAUCGCUUCAUUAAAGAGGGUCCGGGCAGGUGGGAGCUGUGGACCGAUCAGCUGAAGGCGGCUCCCCCCUUAUGCAAAGACAUGCAGUUCAAUGAGAUCAUCGUGCCCACUGAGAACACGGUGCGCUACAUGGCACUGAUGGAGCUCCUCAUCACCCACCAGAAACCCACCAUAUUCAUCGGCCCCACCGGGACUGGCAAGAGUGUCUACAUCACAGACUUUCUCUUGAACCAGCUGAAGAAGGAUGUCUACAGCCCAUUAUUCAUCAACUUCUCAGCCCAGACCACAGCGGCACAGACACAAAACAUUAUUAUGUCCAAGCUGGAUAAGCGGCGCAAAGGAGUCUUUGGACCCCCUUUGGGAAAGAAAAUGGUGAUAUUUGUGGAUGAUGUGAACAUGCCGGCCCGGGAGGUUUACGGUGCCCAGCCCCCCGUGGAGCUGCUGCGCCAGUGGCUGGACCACUGGAACUGGUACGACCUGAAGGACUGCUCCAUGAUCAAGCUGGUGGACAUCCAGGUCAUCUGCGCUAUGGGACCACCGGGCGGAGGGAGGAACCCCAUCACGUCUCGGUACCUGCGCCACUUCAACAUGAUUACCAUUAAUGAUUUUGAUGAGAAGACCAUGUAUACAAUCUUCUCUAGGAUCUCAGACUGGCAUUUCAGCAUACGGUUUCCUUUCCCCAAGCUAUUUGCAGCUCUGACCUCUCAGAUCGUUAGGGGCACCAUGUCAGUGUACGAAGAAGCCACCAAGAACCUGCUCCCAACGCCCACAAAGUCCCAUUACUUGUUCAAUCUGCGCGAUGUCUCCAGGGUCAUCCAAGGCAUCUGCCUGUCGCGUCCAGAGAGUGCAGAUAACCCAAGCGUGAUAAAACGGCUCUGGGUGCAUGAGGUGCUGAGGGUUUAUUAUGAUCGUCUGGUCCAAGACUCAGAUCGCUCCUGGCUUGUAAGCCACUUACAGGUGGUGUCUCAGAGCCACAUGAAGGAAGACUUCCAUCAGCUCUUCCAGCAUCUUGACCAGGAUCAAGACGGGAAGGUCACAGAGGACGACCUGCGCAGCCUCAUGUUCUGCGACUUUCACGACCCUAAGGGCGACGACCGCAACUACCGCGAGGUGAACAACCUGGACCAGCUCCGUCAGGUGGUGGAGUCACACCUGGAGGAGUACAACAACGUCAGCAAAGCGCCCAUGAAUCUGGUGCUCUUCCGCUUCGCCAUCGAACACGUGUGUCGCAUCUCUCGCAUUCUGAAGCAGCCGAGCGGCCACGCCCUGUUGGUGGGCGUGGGCGGGAGCGGGCGGCAGUCUCUCACACGGUUGGCUGCCCACAUGGCAGAGGCGGAACUUUUCCAGGUGGAGAUUUCCAAGACCUAUGGAACCACAGAAUGGCACGAUGACCUGAAGCUCAUUAUGAUGAAGUCCACACAGGGGGAAGCUCAUGGCGUUUUCCUCUUCACGGACACUCAAAUCAAAAUGGAGUCAUUCUUGGAGGACGUUGGUAACCUGCUCAACACCGGUGAGGUGCCUAACCUGUUUGCCGUUGACGAGAAGGCGGAAAUGUGUGAGCGAAUGCGCGUGUUGGACCGCCAACGAGACCGCGACAAGCAGACAGAUGGCAGCCCCCUUUCUCUUUUCAACAUGUUUAUAGAGCGCUGUCGCACACAGCUGCAUGUGGUGUUGGCCAUGAGUCCCAUCGGAGACGCCUUCAGGAACCGUCUGAGACGUUUCCCCGCCCUCAUUAACUGCUGCACCAUUAACUGGUUCCAGACCUGGCCAGAGGAUGCCCUGCAGGCGGUGGCCUGUCGCUUCCUGGAGGAUGUUGAAAUGACCGAUGAGUCCCGAGAAGGCUGCAUCAACAUGUGCAAGAGCUUUCACACCUCAACCAUAGAACUCUCCCAUCGCUUUAUGAACGAGUUGCAGCGCUACAACUACGUCACCCCAACCUCAUACCUGGAACUCAUUAACACUUUCAAGGCUCUGUUAAAUACCAAAAGAGCUGAGGUGAUGAAAAUGAAACGUCGCUAUGAGGUGGGCCUGGAGAAGCUGGAGUCAGCAGCAGAUCAGGUGGCCUCCAUGCAGGUGGAGCUGGAGGCGCUACAGCCGCAGCUGCUCGUGGCCAGCAAGGAGGUGGAUGAGAUGAUGGUGGUGAUCGAGCACGAGUCUGUGGAGGUGGCUGAGACCGAGAAGGUGGUGAAAGUGGACGAGGCCGUGGCCAACGAGCAAGCCAUGGCUGCCAAAGCCAUCAAGGACGAGUGUGAUGCUGACCUGGAGGAAGCCAUGCCCAUCCUGGAGUCGGCGCUGUCUGCCCUGAACACUCUCACCAAUCAGGAUAUCACAGUGGUGAAGUCCAUGAAAAGCCCGCCCCCAGCUGUCAAACUGGUGAUGGAGGCGAUCUGCAUUCUCAAAGGCAUCAAGCCAGACCGCGUACCGGACCCCUCCGGCUCUGGUAAAAAAGUGGAGGACUUUUGGGGCCCGGCCAAAAAGAUCCUGGGAGAAAUGAAGUUUCUCCAAAGCCUCCAUGAAUAUGACAAGGACAACAUCCCACCCAGUUACAUCGCCAUCAUCCGCAACAAGUACAUCACCAACCCAGACUUUGUACCGGAGAAGAUCCGAACUGCAUCCACUGCAGCUGAAGGCCUGUGUAAGUGGGUCUGCGCCAUGGACAAGUAUGAAAAGGUGGCCAAGACGGUGGCUCCCAAGAAGGAGAAGCUGGCGCAGGCUGAGGGGGAGCUGCUUGUGGCCAUGACAGGCCUCCAAAAAAAACAGGCUGCCCUCAAAGAAGUCCAGGAUAAACUCGCAAAACUUCAGGAGACGUUCGAAGCUAACAAGAACAAGAAAGUUGAACUGGAGAAUCAGGUGGAUCUGUGCAGUAAGAAGCUGGAGCGAGCGGAGCAGCUUAUUGGAGGCCUGGGUGGAGAGAAGUCACGCUGGAGCGAAAUGGCCUUCAAUCUCGGAGAGCUCUACAACAACCUGACCGGGGACAUCCUGAUCUCAGCGGGCAUCGUGGCUUACCUGGGAGCCUUCACCUCCAGCUACAGACAGGAUCAAACGGAGGAGUGGAUGGAUCUAUGCAAGAGCAGAGAGAUCCCCUGCUCCCCCAACAUGUCCCUGAUGAACUCUCUGGGCGAUCCAGUAAAGAUCAGAGCCUGGACCAUCGCUGGCCUCCCAUCAGACAGCUUCUCCAUAGACAACGGGAUCAUGAUCUCAAACGCCAGGCGGUGGCCCCUGAUGAUUGAUCCCCAGGGCCAGGCAAACAAGUGGGUGAAAAAUAUGGAGAAGGCCAACAGUCUGCAUAUCAUUAAACUGAGUGACGGUGACUUUGUACGCACUCUGGAGAACUGCAUCCAGUUUGGCAACCCAGUGCUGCUGGAGAAUGUAGGCGAGGAGCUGGACCCCAUCCUGGAGCCUCUGCUGCUGAGACAGACCUUCAAACAGGGCGGGGCCAUGUGUAUCCGCCUGGGAGACUCCACCAUCGAAUACGCUCCAAACUUCCGCUUUUACAUCACCACCAAGCUACGCAACCCACACUACCUGCCAGAAACCUCCGUCAAGGUCACCCUUCUAAACUUCAUGAUCACCCCUGAAGGCAUCCAAGACCAGCUGCUUGGUAUCGUGGUGGCUCGGGAAAGGCCUGACUUGGAGGAAGAGAAACAGGCUCUUAUCCUGCAGGGAGCAGAGAACAAAAGACAACUAAAGGAGAUCGAGGACAAAAUCUUAGAGGUGCUCUCCUCUUCCGAGGGCAACAUCCUGGAGGACGAGACGGCCGUCAAGAUCCUCUCCUGCUCGAAAGUGCUGGCCAAUGAGAUCUCAGAGAAGCAAGCUGUGGCCGAGGUGACGGAGCAGAAGAUCGACGAGACUCGCAUGGGCUACACCCCCAUCGCCAUGCAUUCAGCCAUCUUGUUCUUCUCCAUCGCUGACCUUGCGAACAUCGAGCCCAUGUACCAGUACUCCCUCACCUGGUUCAUUAACCUCUUCAUCAGCUCCAUCGACAACUCAGAGAAGAGUGAAGACUUGGUGCAGAGACUGCAGAUCCUGAGAGACUACUUUACAUACGCGCUAUACGUCAAUGUGUGUCGCUCUCUGUUUGAGAAGGACAAGCUGCUCUUCUCUUUCUGCCUCAGUGUCAAUCUGCUCAUGCAUAGAAAGGAGGUGGAUGAGGGGGAGUGGCGCUUCCUCCUCACAGGUGGUGUGGGUCUCGACAACCCCUACUCCAAUCCCUGCACCUGGCUCCCUAAAAAGUCCUGGGACGAGCUUUGCCGCCUGGAUGAGAUGGAGUGCUUCAAAGGUCUGCGUAAAGACAUGGCUCGCCUCAGGGGCGAGUGGAAGACAGUGUACGACAGCUCAAGCCCCCAUCAGACUCCCUUCCCUGAUGAGUGGCAGGAGAAGCUGAGCCAGUUCCAGAGGAUGCUGGUAAUCCGUUGUCUCAGGCCAGACAAGGUUGUUCCCAUGGUGCAGGAAUUUGUUUCCGACAGUUUGGGUCGCCCGUUCAUCGAAGCACCGCCCUUUAACCUGUCCAAAGCCUUCGUUGAUAGCCACUGCUGCGCCUGCCUCAUCUUCAUCCUCUCUCCUGGCUCAGACCCUAUGGCUGCGUUGCUAAAGUUCGGAGAUGAAAAGGGCUUUUCAGGGAACAAGCUGAGUUCCCUCUCCCUGGGCCAAGGCCAGGGUCCUAUUGCCAUGCGUAUGAUCGAGGCAGCCAUUAAAGAGGGCACCUGGGUGGUUCUUCAGAACUGCCACUUGGCCACUUCAUGGAUGUCAACACUGGAGAGAGUUUGUGAGGAGCUAAUCCCAGACACCACCCACCCAGACUUCAGGCUCUGGCUGACGAGCUACCCGUCUCCCAUCUUCCCCGUGGCCGUGCUCCAGAAUGGGGUGAAGAUGACCAAUGAGGCUCCGAAGGGCCUCCGCGCCAACAUUGCACGCUCCUUUUUAAUGGACCCCAUCUCUGACCCGGAGUUCUUUGGCAGCAGCAGCAAGCCGGUUGUGUUCAAGAAACUACUGUACGGCCUGUGUUUCUUCCACGCCCUGACCCAGGAGAGGAGGAAGUUUGGACCUAUAGGCUGGAACAUUCCGUACGAGUUCAAUGAAACCGACCUCCGGAUCUCUGUACAGCAGCUACACAUGUUCCUUGAACAGUACGAGGAAGUGCCGUUUGAUGCCAUCCGCUACAUGACUGGCGAGUGUAACUACGGAGGCCGUGUGACAGAUGACUGGGACAGAAGGACCCUGCGCACCAUCCUCUCUAUCUUCUACACUUCAAAGGUCGCCACGGACCCUGACUACAAGUUUGAUCCCAGCGGGCUCUACUAUGCACCAGCUGAGGAGGAGUACAACAGCUACCUAGAGUACACCAAGGCGCUGCCGCUCAACCCGUCACCGGAGAUUUUUGGCAUGAACGCCAACGCGGAUAUCACCAAGGAUCAGGUUGAGACUCAGCUACUAUUCAACAGCAUCCUGCUCACUCAGUCCCGCUCUUCAGGCGGGGACGCCAAAUCCUCAGAUGACAUGGUCUUUGAUGUGGCAGCUGACAUCCUGAGCAAGCUGCCUGCAGACUUCGACUUGGAGGCUGUGAUGAGGCGCUUCCCCACCACCUACAAUCAGAGCAUGAACACAGUGCUGGCGCAGGAGAUGGGCCGCUUCAACAACCUGCUCAGCGCCAUCCGAGCCUCAAGCAUCAACAUCCAGAAGGCCAUAAAGGGGCUGGUGGUGAUGUCUUCAGAGCUGGAGGAGGUGGUCAGCAGCAUUUUGACAGGUCGUAUCCCGGGCAUGUGGAUGAAAAAGUCGUACCCCAGCCUCAAACCCCUGGGAAGCUACGUCAAUGACUUCCUGGAGCGGCUUACGUUUUUACAGGACUGGUAUGACCACGGCACCCCAGCUGUUUUCUGGGUAUCAGGAUUCUUUUUCACCCAGGCCUUCCUCACAGGCAGCCAGCAGAACUAUGCCAGGAAACACACCGUCCCUAUCGACUUACUCGGCUUUGACUUUGAAGUCCUGGACGACCACCAAUACAAACGGCCCCCAGAGGAUGGUGUGUACAUCAGAGGUCUGUUUCUGGAUGGUGCCCGCUGGGACAGGAAGGCCCGACUCCUCGCUGAGUCCUACCCCAAAGUGCUGCACGACCCCAUGCCUGUGAUGUGGCUGAAGCCCCUCAAACGUCAGGACAUCCCCCAGAGGAUGUGCUACGUGUUGCCCGUCUACAAGACCAGCGAGCGGCGCGGCACCCUGUCCACCACCGGACACUCCACCAACUACGUCAUCGCCAUGACGCUCAACACCAACGUAGCGGCUGAACACUGGAUCCGACGAGGCGUAGCGCUGCUCUGCCAGCUCAACUCCUAGGCUCAGUUUGUCUCACACACAUGCACUGACAGCUCAUCAAAUAAGAUUGAAAAGUGUCUAUUUUACACAGCAAGUAUAGUUUGUACUGUUCUCAAACAGAAGCACUAGUUCCUAUCUUUAUUGUCUUGUUCGAGAAUGUAUUAACAAAAAGGUAGUGUCAAAGUUAACCUUAA